Molecule: messenger RNA, 1076 nt
Organism: Lynx canadensis (Canada lynx)
Lineage: Eukaryota; Metazoa; Chordata; Mammalia; Carnivora; Felidae
Gene: SOX2
Product: SRY-box transcription factor 2
Exons: 1
Coding region: 7-972 (321 amino acids)
Biological process (GO): cell differentiation; regulation of DNA-templated transcription; anatomical structure morphogenesis
Molecular function (GO): RNA polymerase II cis-regulatory region sequence-specific DNA binding; DNA-binding transcription factor activity, RNA polymerase II-specific
Source: RefSeq, a predicted model, not a curated record
GCCCGCAUGUACAACAUGAUGGAGACGGAGCUGAAGCCGCCGGGCCCGCAGCAAACUUCGGGGGGCGGCGGCGGCGGCGGCGGCGGCAACUCCACCGCGGCGGCGGCGGGCGGCAACCAGAAGAACAGCCCGGACCGCGUCAAGCGGCCCAUGAACGCCUUCAUGGUGUGGUCCCGCGGGCAGCGGCGCAAGAUGGCCCAGGAGAACCCCAAGAUGCACAACUCGGAGAUCAGCAAGCGCCUGGGCGCCGAGUGGAAACUUUUGUCGGAGACGGAGAAGCGGCCGUUCAUCGACGAGGCCAAGCGGCUGCGAGCGCUGCACAUGAAGGAGCACCCGGAUUAUAAAUACCGGCCCCGGCGGAAAACCAAGACUCUCAUGAAGAAGGAUAAGUACACACUGCCCGGCGGGCUGCUGGCUCCGGGCGGCAACAGCAUGGCGAGCGGGGUCGGGGUGGGCGCCGGCCUGGGCGCGGGCGUGAACCAGCGCAUGGACAGCUACGCGCACAUGAACGGCUGGAGCAACGGCAGCUACAGCAUGAUGCAGGACCAGCUGGGCUACCCGCAGCACCCGGGCCUCAACGCGCACGGCGCCGCGCAGAUGCAGCCCAUGCACCGCUACGACGUGAGCGCCCUGCAGUACAACUCCAUGACCAGCUCGCAGACCUACAUGAACGGCUCGCCCACCUACAGCAUGUCCUACUCGCAGCAGGGCACUCCUGGCAUGGCGCUUGGCUCCAUGGGCUCGGUGGUCAAGUCCGAGGCCAGCUCCAGCCCCCCCGUGGUUACCUCUUCCUCCCACUCCAGGGCGCCCUGCCAGGCCGGGGACCUCCGGGACAUGAUCAGCAUGUACCUCCCCGGCGCCGAGGUGCCGGAGCCCGCCGCCCCCAGCAGACUUCACAUGUCCCAGCACUACCAGAGCGGCCCGGUGCCCGGCACGGCCAUUAACGGCACACUGCCCCUCUCGCACAUGUGAGGGCUGGACAGUGAACUAGAGGGGGGGAGGAAUUUUCAAAGAAGAACGAGGGAAAUGGGAGGAGAGUAAGAAACAGCAUGGAGAAAAAAAAAACCCGGUACGCU